Molecule: messenger RNA, 1837 nt
Organism: Melozone crissalis (California towhee)
Lineage: Eukaryota; Metazoa; Chordata; Aves; Passeriformes; Passerellidae
Gene: FGF1
Product: fibroblast growth factor 1
Exons: 4
Coding region: 96-563 (155 amino acids)
Biological process (GO): regulation of cell migration; positive regulation of protein phosphorylation; positive regulation of gene expression
Cellular component (GO): cytoplasm
Molecular function (GO): fibroblast growth factor receptor binding; growth factor activity
Source: RefSeq, a predicted model, not a curated record
CUGCCCGCCCCGCUGCCCCCCAGCCCAGCCCAGCCCAGCCCAGCCCUGCGCACCUGGAGCCCGCUCAGCCAGCCCCGGGAGGAGGAGGCUGCGCGAUGGCCGAGGGGGAGAUCACCACGUUCAGCGCCCUGACCGAGAAGUUCGACCUGCCCGCGGGCAGCUACAAGAAGCCCAAGCUGCUGUACUGCAGCAACGGGGGGCACUUCCUGCGCAUCCUGCCCGACGGCACCGUGGAUGGCACCCGGGACCGCAGCGACGAGCACAUCCAGCUGCAGCUGAGUGCAGAGAGCGUGGGGGUGGUGCACAUCAGGGGCACCCAGUCGGGGCAGUACCUGGCCAUGGACCCCAACGGGCUGCUCUACGGCUCGCAGUUGCUGGGUGAGGAGUGUCUGUUCCUGGAAAGGCUGGAGGAGAACCAUUACAACACCUACGUCUCCAAAAUGCACGCGGACAAGAACUGGUUUGUGGGGCUGAAGAAGAACGGGAACAGCAAGCUGGGCCCGCGGACUCACUACGGCCAGAAGGCGAUCCUCUUCCUGCCCCUGCCCGUCUCUGCCGACUGACACCCACCCUGGAGCUCAGGGACGACCCCAAACCCCAAACCCAGCUGCUGCUGCCUCCUGGAGCUCAGCAGAGCUCCCAGCUUUCGGUCAAGGCUUUGCCAAAUCUGCCAGAGCAGAGCCCUGUGCUCUGCACCAAGCUUUGCAGAGAUGAGGGGAUGAGUCCUGGCACCCUCCUGAGGUCCAUGGGGUUCCAUCUCCCCCUGCCCUCAGCUCUGUGCCAUGUGUGCCAUGACCCUCAGCUGUGUGUGCCAUGUGUGCCAUGACCCUCAGCUCUGUGUGCCACAACCCUCAGCUGUGCCCAUGUGUGCCAUGACCCUCAGCUGUAUGUGCCAUGUGUGUCAUGACCCUCAGUCCUGUGCCAUGUGUGCCAUGACCCUCAGCUCUGUGUGCCAUGUGUGCCAUGACCCUCAGCUGUAUGUGCCAUGUGUGCCAUGACCCUCAGCUCUGUGUGCCAUGUGUGCCAUGACCCUCAGCUCUGUGCCAUGUGUGCCAUGACCCUGCUGCAGCUCCCAGGGCCUGCCCUGGGCAGGCACCCAGAGAUGUGCCCGAGGUUCCCCAAGAAGCUCACAUUUUGUGUCCCCAGGCAUCCCAAGGCAAAGCCUCCCUGCUGCUGUGUGUUAAUGUAUUUGUCCAUCCAGGUGUGUAGCUUCUGCCAUGCCCUCGAGCAGUUCCAGAUUGCACCAUCAGUGCCGUUAUCCAGGGCCAGCCUGGUAAGUGCCAGCUGGGCAGGCUAAGCUGAGCUAGGCAAAGCUCCAGCCCCAGACCUUGGCGUCCCUCACAACACCAAUAGUGUGUAUUUUGUGCUAGUACCUGCCGUAUGUUAUUUGUAUUUAUUUAUUGAGUAAAUAUGUCUCUUCUACGAGCUGUGGAUCAGUCAUUCCAGGCACCUUGAGGCUGUCCCAGUGAAGAUGGGGCAGUGGCAGUGACUGGUGUGAGGGUGUGAAGUACCACAGCAAGGGGCUGCACGAGGGGCAGAACAUCACUCCCACUCCCAGAGGAUUCCUCCCACUGCCUCCGUGUCUGGCCAAAUGGGGCUCUAAAAACGGCACUGAGGCCCCUUGGUGGCUCCCAAACCCCAUGAGAAGUUGAUUUCUCCACUGCUGGAGCAAUGAACAUCUCCCAGGCAGCUCAAGAGCCACUCCUGCCAGCUGAGAACAUCACCAGAGCACCACCCAGAGCACCCACAGCUCCUCUGGAAAACCUGAGCCAGGGACUCACCACCCUUACAGGGAAGAAUUUCUCUGUAAUAUCAAAUCUAAACCUCCCAUCCUUCA